Messenger RNA from Parastagonospora nodorum SN15, 822 nucleotides. RefSeq lists its product as hypothetical. The record is from RefSeq and is a predicted model, not a curated record. Gene Ontology annotation, cellular component: fungal-type cell wall. Gene Ontology annotation, biological process: fungal-type cell wall organization. Gene Ontology annotation, molecular function: structural constituent of cell wall. Bases 1 to 822 code for a protein of 273 amino acids. Lineage: Eukaryota; Fungi; Ascomycota; Dothideomycetes; Pleosporales; Phaeosphaeriaceae. The transcript has 2 exons.
AUGCGUACCUCCACGAUCCUCGCUCCACUUUUCCUCGCGGCCACAAGCAUCGCCCAAGGUGUCGAGGAGGGCAUUGCUCCGUCUCAAGGACCACCAUCUGGCUGCGAACCCAACGCCAACGGCAACUUCACGAUAGGAACGCUCAAAGUCCACCAUGCCACCGAGAAGCGCGAAUCUGCUUCCGAGGCCGCUGACGGUGCCCUCGUCUGUAACCUAGAGGAUGGCAUUCUGCGCGACCGCGACGGCCGCACUGGCUCCGUCGUAGCAAACCGCCAGUUCCAGUUCGACGGCCCACCCCAGGCCGGCGCCAUCUACACCGGCGGCUUCAGCAUCUGCUCCAACGGGUCCCUCGCCAUAGGUGGCUCAACACGCUGGUGGCAAUGCAGCUCCGGCGGCUUCUACAACCUCUACGACGAGUGGAUCGGCGACCAGUGCGAGGAGAUCCGCAUCCAAGUCACAUUCCCACAGAAGCCUUCCCCGUCGGCAUCGGCGAGCACGAGCUCUGUGACUAGCACAGCUGUCGUGUCGAGUCUGAGCGUCAGUGUCGCGACCGUGGAGAGCAGCUUGGCAACUAUUUCUGGUGCUGUUAGCACCGUUAGCAAGAGUGCUGUCGGGCCCUCUGCGUCGUUUGCUAGCUCCAACGUCUCGAUGACAGGAUCAGUAACUGGUUCGCCGUCUUCGACCCGCUCCAGCAGCGCGGGUCAGACCGGUGCAGCUGACGCGCCGCCUGCAGGUGGUGCAGCUGCCGCUUCCUUUGGCAUCGCAAAGGGCUCCAUGCUCGGCGCCUUCAUUGUCAUUUUCGGUGCCGCGCUGGUCCUCUAG